Messenger RNA from Betta splendens (Siamese fighting fish), 3414 nucleotides. It is a transcript of the gene tub, whose product is annotated as TUB bipartite transcription factor. The record is from RefSeq and is a predicted model, not a curated record. Lineage: Eukaryota; Metazoa; Chordata; Actinopteri; Anabantiformes; Osphronemidae. Gene Ontology annotation, cellular component: cilium. The transcript has 12 exons. Gene Ontology annotation, biological process: protein localization to cilium. Bases 343 to 1830 code for a protein of 495 amino acids.
GAUAGAGUCUACGGAGAGCGCGAGCGAACGCAGCGGAGACGAGGGGAGGCACCGACCGGGAGCGCACGCGUGGACGGGAGGAAGACGGCGGUUUCACGUGCUCUGCGCGCACGAGCGAGGAGCCGUCUGUCUGCCUGCCUGUCUGCCUGCCUGUCUGCCUGUCUGUCCGGACCGACGGCUGCCCCGCGGCUAGCGGACGCGCGCAGGACCGCCGACGGGCUGUGGGCGCAGAGGAUGAGCACGCGCCGCGGGCUCGCUGGCUGUGAUCACCGCCGCUCAGACCCCGCAGCCGCUCGAGCCGUCGCAGGCCGCCCGCCGCGCGGCCGGAGGGACUGAUCCACAAUGAGCUCCAAGCACUCGUCCGACUGGAUCCCCUACAGCACUUUGGACGAUGAGGGCACCAACCUCCGGCAGCAGAAGCUGGACAGACAGCGAGCGCUGCUCGAACAGAAGCAGAAGAAGAAGAGGCAGGAGCCUCUGAUGGUCCAGUCCAACGUGGACGGGAGAUCCCGCGCCCGCCGCACCAAGCAGAGCGAGGAGCAGGCUCCGCUGGUGGAGUCGUACCUCAGCAGCAACAGCAGCACCAUCUACCAUGUGCAGGAAGCCGAGCAGGAGGAGGCCAAGGUCGCCGCGGACGCGCAGCCGCCUCGCUCGGCCAAAAAGGGCAAAGGAUCCGCCGGCUCCACGCCGCAGACGGGCAGCGACAAGAAGGAGAGGAAGGGGAAGCACAAAGCGGUCGACGGCCAAGCCUGCCAGCAGGACGACGGCCAGAUCCAGAUCCUGACGGUGGGCCGACACGCGGAGGACGGCGAGGGGGAGCCGGCCGUGAGCUGCGCCCAGUCGCAGAGCAAGCAGGACCUGCGCGUUACCAUGCUCAAGAAAGGCAUAUCCAGCAGUAUGAAUUUUGAUGAGGAGGAGGAUGACGAAGAUGAAAUCAGCUCCAGUUCCUCGCAGCUCAACAGCAACACGAGACCGGGCUCAGCCACUAGCAAGAAGUCGUGCAAGGAGGUGGCCUCAGCGCCCACGCCGCCGGUCAGUGAACUCGCCAUCGACGUGGACGACCUUGAGGAGUUCUCCCUGCGCCCUGCACCCCAGGGGGUCAGGGUGAAGUGCAGGAUCACCAGAGACAAGAAGGGCAUGGACCGGGGCAUGUAUCCCACCUACUACCUUCACCUGGAGCGAGAGGACGGCAAGAAGGUGUUUCUGUUAGCUGGCAGGAAGAGGAAAAAGAGUAAAACAUCAAAUUACCUCAUCUCCAUUGAUCCUACUGAUCUGUCUCGAGGAGGCGAGAGCUUCAUUGGCAAACUGAGGUCUAACCUCAUGGGAACCAAGUUCACUGUGUACGACAGUGGACUGAACCCCAUGAAGAGCACCACCAGCCUCGAGGCCAGCAGCCUGCGUCAAGAACUGGCCGCCAUCUGCUACGAAACCAAUGUCUUAGGAUUCAAAGGACCACGAAAAAUGAGCGUCAUCAUUCCUGGAAUGAACAUGGACCACGAGAGAGUGUCCAUCCGCCCACGAAACGACCAUGAGUCACUGCUGGCCAGGUGGCAGAACAAGAACACAGAGAGCGUGAUCGAACUUCACAACAAGACGCCCGUGUGGAACGAUGACACACAGUCGUACGUGCUCAACUUCCACGGCAGAGUCACUCAGGCCUCCGUCAAGAAUUUCCAAAUCAUCCACGACAACGAUCCCGACUACAUUGUGAUGCAAUUCGGCCGCGUGGCAGAGGACGUCUUCACCAUGGACUAUAACUACCCAAUGUGUGCCCUGCAAGCCUUCGCCAUCGCCCUGUCCAGCUUUGACAGCAAGCUGGCCUGCGAAUAGACUCGUCCACCUGCCCUCUCCUCAAGGGCUGCUAACGUUUCCCUAAAAGCUGGUUUGACUCGUACCUGGGAAGUCCUGCAAAUCCCAGAAGACUUUAUGGGCCUCAAGGUUCGUGUGUAUGUGUGUUGGGGGUGGGGUGGGGGGGGGGGGGGGGGUCUGGCUGACAGAGGAAACAAGCACAAAGAGUAAUUCACUUUAAAAGUCACGUUCUUUUGUUUUGAUAGCUCUAGUCAUUUUGUACUGUAACGGCAUUUUAAAAACACGUUCUCUAUGUAAUUAAAGAAACACUUUCUUUACGUGUAAAUUAUUAUAACUAACAGCUACACAUCUGUACGUUUUACAAGUUGACUGGAUUUUGUGUACCCUGAAGAAAACCUACGUCACACAUGCCCUCAAGCAUGAACACUGCUUAUGUGUUAAGUGAAUGCACGUCUGGAGGUAUUUAUUUUGUUAUUUAUGUAUUUAUUACAUGUUCAGUUGGUUUUCUGUUUUCAUUUGCAACCGUUUCAAGCGCACUGGUUGGUGUCAGAGGGGACAAAACAGAAGAACUGGAGGGCAGGGGGCGUGUUACACUGUGCUGACCACCAUAGUUAAAGUAGUGCCACAGUGUCGCUGGCGUGUGUGAAUGUACAGGAUGACGGUGCACUUUACUUUGAAGUCUGUAGAGGAUGAGAUAUAGCUGUACAUACUUUAUUGUGCCUUUGAAGACUGACGCCAGUGCUGCGCUUUGGCCGUGAAAUGAGCUGAGCAUGAAUUGGUCUUUGCUUCUAUCGCUGUCCUCGCGUGCGGUCCGUAUAUUUCCCUGUAGCGCCUCUAUAUUCACCAGUGAGAUGACAGGUCGGUUCAGAUCAAGCGUCUCCAACACACGGCUGUUGGCCGAACGUCACAUCAUUGGACAACAUCGUAGCAAUUAACCAGAACAACGCCGUUUAUUUCAGAGCCUCUCACACGUGGUUUGAAUCGCACCGUGAAGAAGGCAGCAAAUGUAACAGCCGGCAGUUCGUAUCCGAUGUCUCCAAGCUGGAAAAAACAAAUUAGCUCCAGACUGACUUCCUUCCCACACAGUAACAGUGUGAACCUGCAGCAUUUAACGUGUGACGCGGUGUUUCAUCCCCUGCUUGUUGCAUCUGAGUGGGUUUCUGCUCUGCUGAUGUGGACUGUGGUGCGCUCGUCAGCUGACUGGCAGAAGGUUUCUAUGCCAUGUGGGUUUUGCUCUUUGCAUUUUUAUUCAAAUAUCAGCCCUCUUGCUCCCACGGGGGGAGGAUGUUUCUAAAAAAAUAUGGCAGUAUUUUGUAUUUUAUGGUGAAUGAAAGCAAAGAACAAUCUCUGGUACUGCUGGUGUUACUGUGGGUGAUUAGAGUCUUUAUCAAAUGUGCUAUUCUUGUACUCGAUCGUGUUCUAACUAUUUUAAAUUUCUAUUUUAGAACUGUUGAUACUCUUGCUGUAAAGUCUGCUUUCAUACAUGUGUCGCUUUCUGUUGCAGUGUUCUCGUUGUAAUGUACAGUAAACAGUGUUCAAUUUACUGUGGUGGUAGACGCAGUCCUUUGAUCAUGGGGAAUAAAAUAAAAGACAGACGAAGUCAAA